Oncorhynchus tshawytscha (Chinook salmon) is the source of this 2144-nucleotide messenger RNA. RefSeq names its product endothelin receptor type B-like. Gene Ontology annotation, molecular function: endothelin receptor activity. The transcript is spliced from 8 exons. The record is from RefSeq and is a predicted model, not a curated record. Gene Ontology annotation, cellular component: membrane. Gene Ontology annotation, biological process: vasoconstriction; G protein-coupled receptor signaling pathway; regulation of blood pressure. NCBI's taxonomy places the organism in Eukaryota, Metazoa, Chordata, Actinopteri, Salmoniformes, Salmonidae. The coding region runs from base 523 to 1797 and encodes 424 amino acids.
AGGGGUUGAGCAGAGGCAGUAACCUCUAACGGAUAACAGUGCUCGAGGAUUUAAAGUUAGACCACCGUCUGCGUGCGGAACCAGUAGGGUAACGUGACCAGAGAAGGAUAGAAUGCUGUUCAGUCAAACCGGAGCACUGACCAAGGACAUUUUGAUUCAUUUUAUAACUUUUUGGAGCUAUUGACCAAUUCAAACUUGAUUAAAAAAAGAGUCAAAGAGCACACACAAACCAGCAUUUACCAGACAAAGAUCAGCAUCAAACUUCAUGCGGGCGUGAGAAGAGAAGUGAUGAGGACAGUUUGGACAAGAUACCCCUGACAUAGUUGGAAUAAUAGAUCCACGAUUCUGUUUUUUUUUAUGGAACCACUUAUUGCCAAUCUAUGACAGUUGGGGAAGUUGUUUUCAAACGUUUAAUUCUCAACUGGGAGAGAAGGCCUAUCAAAACAAACAUUUUCUGACGUGUUAGUCAAAGGAUCCUUAGGGAAUCUUAUUUCCAUCUUGCAGACGGGAAUCCUGUUGAUUAUGGCGAAGACCUUGUUCAUCUGUUUCCCACUGGUUCUCCUGGCGGGACAUCUCCUCGUGGUUACCGGACAAGCCACCCGAACACCGGUUUCGCAAGACCCGCGCCCAGACGUCCAUCCGUCCGCCACCCAGAAACCAGUAUUCUCUGGUAGAGAGGACAGGUUCAACGCCAAUGUCUCCACUGCUCGGCGCAUGCGACCUUUGCCACCGAUGUGCUCGGGACCCACGGAGAUCAGAGACACAUUUAAGUACAUCAACACGGUAGUAUCAUGUCUCGUGUUUGUUGUCGGUAUUAUCGGGAACUCCACGCUCCUCAGAAUCAUUUACCGGAACAAGUGCAUGCGCAACGGGCCCAAUAUUCUCAUAGGGAGCCUGGCGCUGGGAGACCUGCUGCACAUUGUGAUUGAUAUUCCCAUUAACGUGUACAAGCUCCUAGCGGAGGACUGGCCGUUUGGUGUGGGUCUGUGCAAACUGGUGCCUUUUGUCCAGAAAGCUUCAGUGGGCAUUACUGUGCUGAGCCUGUGUGCUCUGAGCAUUGACAGGUACCGAGCAGUAGCGUCGUGGAACCGUAUCAAGGGGAUCGGUGUUCCCAAGUGGACGGCUAUAGAGAUCGCACUCAUCUGGCUGCUGUCUAUCCUGCUGGCUGUCCCUGAAGCUAUAGCCUUCGACAUGAUCGCCAUGGACUACAAAGGAGAGCACCUCCGCAUUUGUCUGCUACACCCCAUGCAGAAUUCAGACUUUAUGAGGUUCUAUAAGUCCGCUAAGGACUGGUGGCUGUUCAGUGUGUAUUUCUGCCUCCCUCUGGCCGUCACCGCCGUCUUCUACACCCUGAUGACUUGUGAGAUGCUGAGGAAGAAGAACGGAGUCCAGAUCGCCCUGAGUGACCAUCUGAAACAGAGGCGUGAGGUGGCAAAGACCGUGUUCUGCCUGGUGCUGGUGUUUGCUCUGUGCUGGUUGCCUCUCCAUCUCAGCCGCAUCCUCAAGCUCACCAUCUAUGAUGAGAAAGACCCUAACCGCUGUGAACUGCUCAGUUUCUUCCUGGUUCUGGACUACAUCGGGAUCAACAUGGCGUCUCUUAACUCCUGCAUCAACCCCAUCGCUCUCUACAUGGUCAGCAAGCGUUUCAAGAUCUGCUUCAGGUCAUGUCUGUGUUGCUGGUGUCUGCCAGCUGAGAUGUUGAUGGAUGAGAAACAGUCCUGUAUGAAGCUCAAAGUCUCAGACCGGGCCUCCGACCAGAGCAACUCACGCGCUACUAACAAGUACACUUCAGCAUGAGAGGGGCCCUGCGCAGUGCAGAGAAGUACUCAAUGAAGUAACCUAUGAUCUACCUUAAAGGACUAAUUGAAGAUCAGUCAUAUAAACCUGAUUCUGACUUAAACCAUUAUGACAAGGUCAUAAGAAGUGCCCUUAUUUAGGGAUAGUUGAUGUAGUUUAAAACCACUUGGAGAAAAGAAGUGCCCUUAUUUAGGGAUAGUUGAUGUAGUUUAAACCACUUGGAGAAAAGAAGUGCCCUUAUUUAGGUAUAGUUGAUGUAGUUUAAAACCACUUGGAGAAAAGAAGUGCCCUUAUUUAGGGAUAGUUGAUGUAGUUUAAAACCACUUGGAGAAAAGAAGUGCCCUUAU